GCAAUGCUGUCUCCACUACACGCGCGCUGCCUUCGAUUCCCCCAGCCUCUCUUUCUACUUUAUUGUGCAUAAUAGCAAUUCCCUCUGCAGCAGGCUACUGUGCACAGGGCUCAGUGCAACAAGUUUACAGGAGCCGUCAGUACAGGUAGACUUGAUUUUGGCUGGAGCGGAGUGGCGCUCCACUCAUCCUUCUGUCGCUGUCACUACAAGUCACUGUACGUAAACGCCGCGUCGCAGGCACACACUCACACAAACACGCACACACACUGCACAGAGCAGAACAGUGUGCCAUAAAUUCGUGACUCCGCGCCAGAUGCAGUUCGCUCCCAACAAGCGCGUGUAGGUGUAGUUAAUAUGGAGAUCGCGGAGGCAAGAGGAGCAUCUAAGUGCGUGGAAAAAAUGGAGAAAGAAGUGGCGCCUCAGAAGCGACAACAUUGCGGCACAACAGUGCUGAACAUUAUCUCGUAUUUGUGCUCAGUGGCGUCCAUCGCCUUUUGCAUUUUUCUGAGCAUUAACACAGCUGAUUUGAAGAACCGGGUUGUGGAUUUGGAGAGUGGGAAUGACGAGCACACCUUGAUCCGUGCCCCUGGCUACUCCAUGGGUCAUUUUAAUUCAUUGAUUGAACAAAGAGUGGAUGAGCUCCUCUCACAGCGCUCCUAUGAACAUUUUGUCAAGAUUCGGACUGCCAGACAAGCAGGACCUGAAUGUAGCUGCCCUCCAGGACCUCCAGGAAAGCGAGGAAGAAGAGGCCGCAAUGGAGAACCUGGACCUCCUGGCCCUCCAGGUCCUAAGGGUGAAAAGGGGGAUCAAGGCGACCAGGGACCACGGGGAUUGCCUGGUCUCCCUACGCUGGCUGCUUUGCACAGCAAUCAGAUCCUGACUGUCAAGGGAGAUCAAGGGCAAGCUGGACCACCUGGGCCUCCGGGGCCACCGGGCCCUCCUGGGCCAAGGGGGCCUCCAGGGGACACAGGGAAAGAUGGGCCCAGAGGUGUGCCUGGUCUAGCAGGGGAUCCAGGGCAGCCUGGAGAACCAGGAAUCAUGGGUUCACUCGGGCCUCCUGGCAUCCCAGGUGUUGAUGGACUGAAGGGGGAUGUUGGCAUCCCAGGAUUGGACGGUGUCCCCGGAGCCAAGGGUGAAAUAGGAGAGCGAGGUGAAAAGGGCGAUAUGGGUGAAGACGGAACGAAAGGUGAUAUGGGAGAGAAGGGAGAUGCAGGCUCCACUGCAGCAGGCAUCAAGGGUGAACCUGGAGAGCCUGGACGAAGUGGAUUAAAGGGUGAGCCUGGAUUCUUCGGUCCCCAGGGAGAGCCAGGGCUUCCAGGACUCCCAGGAACUAAGGGUGAGAGAGGUGACCACGGGCCACAAGGAAAAGGUGAAAGAGGAGAACUUGGACCCGUUGGACCAAAGGGUUCACAAGGAGAGGCUGGUACGCCUGGUCUUAAAGGGUCAAAGGGGGAGACUGGAGACAAAGGGGAGCAGGGAUCUUUUGGCCCGAAGGGCCCCCCUGGGCAGAAAGGAGACCAAGGAGCCACUGAAAUCAUCGACUACAAUGGAAAUAUUCAGGAGGCUUUACAGAAGAUUACCACUAUUACAGUAACGGGUCCUCCUGGACCUAUUGGGCCGAUGGGACCCGAGGGUAUGAAGGGGGAUCGUGGUAUGCCCGGUCUCCCUGGACUCGAUGGUGAAAGAGGCUACAAAGGUUCGAAAGGUGACAUGGGAAUGCCUGGAGCCUCAGGGGAGAAAGGAGCAACUGGUUUACCCGGCCUACCCGGUGUCAAUGGGGUAAAAGGGGAUAAGGGAGAUACAGGUCUACCUGGUCCUCAAGGGUCUUCGAUCGUCGGCACUCCAGGGCCACCAGGGCCCCAUGGACUCCCAGGACCCAUGGGCCCCCAUGGUUUCCCUGGACCAAAGGGGGAACCUGGUUUGCAUGGUGUGAAAGGCAUCCGAGGCGAACCAGGACACAAAGGGGACCGUGGACCACUGGGUCUCCCCGGAGCCUCCGGCUUGGACGGCAAGCCCGGAAUUAGGGGCACGGAUGGGCCUACGGGUCCAGCUGGUCCAGCUGGGCCAAAGGGUGACAUAGGUGAGAGAGGAGCACCCGGCGAGCCAGGACCAAGGGGACCUUAUGGACUGCCUGGAUCUGCUGGAACUCCAGGCUUGGAUGGGUUGCCAGGCUUAAGGGGAGAGAAAGGCGACGUUGGGGAAAGAGGAGAAAAGGGUUUCCGGGGAUUUAAGGGUGAAAAGGGGGAACCAGGGCAGCCAGGUCUGGACGGGCUGGAUGCCCCAUGCCAAUUGGGCCCAGAUGGAUUACCAAUGCCUGGAUGCUGGCAGAAGGGAGUCACGCCAUGGCUGGUAGCCUGAAAAUCCCCAGAAAGUAAAGCUGUUUAUUAUUGUUGCUUUAUUGUGGUGAUGCCUGCAGAGGGUAUGAUAUCAGCAGGUUUUUCACUGUUGCACUCAUGUGGCUCCGCGUCAUCGUCAGUGUGGCGCCUCUCGCACACACCCACACGUCUCCCGGCGAGAGGGGAGAACUUAGCAGGCUCGCUGCACCGUUAGGAAAACAAAUCAGGCUCACGUGGAUUUGAGAUUGGACAGGCCUGCUCGGGACGCCCUAUGAGCACGGGAAUGGAUUCUGCAGGAGAGUCGCGAAGAGUCUCAUUGAUCUCCAUCGAGAUCAGCUGGAGCAUCUGCUUCUCCUAACAGGCAACGCUUCAAGAUCUACUGAGAGCGUGAACAGAAUGCGAUCAUGUUUUUUUUUUUUUUUUUUUUUCUUUUUUUGCUCUCAUUCUUUAAAAUAGUUAGUAUUUUGUGUAUAAUAGCCUUUGGUGCCUCAAGCUUUUAUUCAUUCCUUUAUCUGACAUGUACAACUUUAUAUCAUAUUUUGAAUUAUUGGAAUGGUGUUUAUUUCAGGAAGUUAAGCUUUGUUUGGUCAAGUUGUGGGAGUAUUGAAAAGACACAACAUUGCGCACUGUUUUUCAUACAAUUUUUUUUUUUU
Molecule: messenger RNA, 2989 nt
Organism: Perca flavescens (yellow perch)
Lineage: Eukaryota; Metazoa; Chordata; Actinopteri; Perciformes; Percidae
Gene: col25a1
Product: collagen type XXV alpha 1 chain
Exons: 36
Coding region: 355-2358 (667 amino acids)
Source: RefSeq, a predicted model, not a curated record